AUGGCAGUUGUCCGAUCUAGAUCGAGUGAUGACGAUCCAUCUCAAGCCGGUCCGCAGUUCUCCCAGCUACGUGAUCAGGGGCUAUUGCCGCCGCCCAUCCCGCAACAUGAUCACGGACCACUGCCGCCGCUCGUCACUUCUGAACUCCCGUUGGAGGAUUGUCAUCAAUCUCAGACUGAUGCCGCCAUUGCCGCAAGUGCCGCCAUUGCCGCCACUGCUGCAGGUGUCCCCAGUGGCGUCAGUGGUGCUGUUCUUUCGCCCGCGCAUCGUUAUCUGGGGGAACACUGCCGCGGAGCCAACCUUCCGCAAUCGCCCCUAAGCGGAAAGUUUCGGCGGAGACAGGCGGGAAGCCCCUUACCUCGACAUAGGCUCGAGAUUUUUCCCCGCGCGGAUUCUCUGCCUGCCGCGGGGAGUCCCCUGAGCCGCGCAGUUCACGCGCAUAGCCCCUUGGCGCGCACGAGGAUUUCGUCCCCCCGCGCGCAAAGCCCGCGCAUCUUCCCCAGGAGUCCCCGCGCCACUGUCCCCUUCAAGGCAGCGCACCACCAUCACGCGCGGAAGGCGCGUCCCGCGCAUGCCCUCCUCGUCCCCGACAACCCGCUCCUGGCGGAAAUCUUCUCCCCGCGUUCGGCCGCCGCGGGGCCAUGGGGGGCGCGCGCGCUCGCGGAGUCUUCGCGCGCAAGCGUCACCCCGAGGGACACCGCGCGGCCCCUUCCGGCGGAUUUCUCCGCUGCGCGCAUUCCGGGGGAAGCUCCGCCGUCGCUGGCGUGCGAUAUUCCGCCACGUUCUGGGAACUCCCCGCGGAUCAACGAGUGCGGGCGGGGGACAAUCCCCCGCCGAGAAGCGUCAGGGUUUUCGCGCGUCUGUCGAUGCUGA
Messenger RNA from Closterium sp. Yama58-4, 873 nucleotides. NCBI's taxonomy places the organism in Eukaryota, Viridiplantae, Streptophyta, Zygnematophyceae, Desmidiales, Closteriaceae. The record is from the annotation of a GenBank genome assembly.